Messenger RNA from Cyprinodon tularosa, 7020 nucleotides. RefSeq names its product Rho GTPase activating protein 32a (gene arhgap32a). Gene Ontology annotation, biological process: small GTPase-mediated signal transduction. Gene Ontology annotation, molecular function: phosphatidylinositol binding; GTPase activator activity; protein binding. Gene Ontology annotation, cellular component: fibrillar center; nucleoplasm; cell cortex. Bases 441 to 5375 code for a protein of 1644 amino acids. The transcript has 22 exons. The record is from RefSeq and is a predicted model, not a curated record. Lineage: Eukaryota; Metazoa; Chordata; Actinopteri; Cyprinodontiformes; Cyprinodontidae.
AUGAAUCAGCGCCUGCCUGCAUACCCCCACGCCUACAUCAAAUCUGGGUCCCUGGUUUGGGAAAAAAAAAAUCAUCUAAGAACCCGGGAGGCUUGAACAUCCGAGGCGCGGGCACGAAUCCCGUUUCAGCAGUGCGCGUUCCCGACACUCACGGAGCGCAGCUUUCUUCCUCUCCCUCUCUCUCUCUGAACACCAGCUACGGAAACGCUCCCCAGCAGCCAUAGAGCGAUGCCGCACCUGAUCCCGGGCUCUCCUUCCAAAAACAUCAAUCAGAUGAGCAGCUGAGCCCUUUUAGUCUGAAUGAGGGGCUGCAUGGUUCUGCAGUGCGAUGCUGACAGCAAGCUUCCUAACCGAGGAGCUGCGCGCUUUGCAGCAUAGAAGAGGCGGCGGAUAGGAGCAGCGCGCACAGGCACAGCGGGCUGUUGCAGCAAGGCAACAUCAUGGAGGCUGGAUGUGUGGUUGCCGCGGUGAUUGAGAAUGCUGCCUCAGGACCCCAGAGAGAACCAGGAAGUAGUGGCGUCCUUGAGGGUGAUUUGUUACCAUCUACUGACCUCGAAAAAGAUGAUGGAUUACCUCAAGUUACCAACAUUAUUCCUCCUGGGGAGAAGCAGCCACAAGAGACAUCCACUGCCCUGAUGAAGAGUGAUGACAUCACAGAACACCCUGCCGAGCCCCUCCUGUGCUCCUGCGUCAGCACAGCAAGUAUGAAGGUCAAGAACAUGAAGAAGCUAACGUUCCCAAGAGGUCACUUCCCCAGAUUGGCAGAGUGUGCCCAUUUCCACUAUGAGACUGUUGAUUUUGGCAACAUUCAGUUGGCCUUGGCAGAGGGGCAAAACGAAGGACCAAAACCUGGUCUGGAUAGCAAAGAACUUGUUUUUUUGGUCCAGAUCACUUGCCAGGGUCGAAACUGGCUGGUGAAAAGAUCUUAUGAGGACUUCCGGGUCUUGGACAAACACUUGCACUUGUGUAUCUAUGACCGUCGUUACUCCCAUCUCACCGAACUGCCAAGAUACGACACCUUAAAGGACACUGUUGAGUUAGUCGCCACAAUGCUGAAUAACUACCUGUCCCGCUUUUCUGCCAUCGCGGACAACAAAAUCAACUGUGGACCAGUAUUAACAUGGAUGGAGAUCGACAACAAGGGGAACCAUCUGCUGGUUUCUGAAGAAGCUUCGAUCAAUGUCCCAGCCAUUGCUGCCGCCCACGUCACCAAACGCUACACUGCUCAGGCCACAGAUGAGCUAACCUUUGAGGUAGGAGAUAUUGUGUCUGUCAUCGACAUGCCUCCAAAAGAAGACACAGGCUGGUGGAGGGGGAAGCAUGGCUUUCAGGUUGGUUUCUUCCCCUGUGACUGUGUGGAGCUGAUAAACGAAAAGAUCCCUCCCAGUAUUCAGAACUCAGUACCAAAGCCAGUGUGCAAGAAACAUGGAAAGCUUGUAACCUUCCUGAGGUCAUUUAUGAAGUCUCGGCCGCCACCACAGAAGCUGCGUCAGCGUGGAAUCCUCAAAGAGCGAGUGUUUGGCUGCGACCUGGGAGAGCAUCUCCACAACUCAGGACACGAUGUCCCACAGGUUGUUAAGAGUUGCGCUGAAUUUAUUGAGAAAAAUGGAGUCGUGGAUGGCAUCUACCGACUCUCAGGGAUCUCCUCCAACAUACAAAAACUACGGCAUGAGUUUGACUCUGAGCAGAUCCCAGAUCUGACCAGAGACGUUUUCAGACAGGACAUCCACUCAGUGGGUUCCCUGUGCAAGCUCUACUUUAGAGAACUGCCCAACCCCCUGCUCACCUACCAGCUCUACGAACGAUUCUCAGAAGCUGUGUCUGCAGCUACAGAAGAGGAGAGGCUGGUAAAAAUCCACAAUGUCAUUCAGCAGCUGCCUCCUCCUCAUUACAGGACUCUGGAGUACCUCAUGAGGCACCUGUCCCGUCUGGCCACCUUUAGCUCUGUCACCAACAUGCACACUAAAAACCUUGCAAUCGUCUGGGCACCGAACCUCCUCAGGUCCAGACAGAUUGAGUCGGCCUGCUUUAGUGGCACAGCAGCCUUCAUGGAAGUGCGAAUCCAGUCGGUGGUGGUGGAGUUCAUUCUCAACAACACAGAGUCCCUUUUCAGCUCCAAACUUAAUGCUAUUAUAAGAGAAAGCACUGGUAACAACACUUUAUCAAGACCAAAGUCUCUGAUGGUUUGCUCCCCGUCCACUAAGCUGCUGUCUUUAGAGGAGGCACAGGCUCGGAAUCAGACGCAGCUUGGGUCUCCGGCUACAACUCCCUCCCUCAACCCCAGUGACUACAUUGAGGUCGGAGAAGGGCCCGAAGCUCUCCUGGGCAAAUUUCACACUGUCAUCGAACUGCCGACAGAGAGUGGGAAGCGGUCUCUUGUGAAGUCAAAGAAGUCUCCAGUGGGGAACUGGCUGUCCUUUUUCCACCUUGGCAAGUCCCAUUCAGUGUCCAAGCGUAAACUGAAGCGACACCCCAGUGAACCUAAUGAGAUAAAAAGCAUAGCACUGCCAGGAGGACGAGGUGAUAGUGGCACAAUGCGCUCGACUAAGAGUGAAGAAUCACUUACUUCUUUACAAAAUUUAGAGCCUCCAAGUUACCGCCCCCUCAGACCUCGUUCAACCAGUGAGGCUAUUUCUGCCACCAGCAGGGAUGACCUGCACAACUCAAGAGGAAAAGAGGACCGCCAAGCUCACCAGCCAAACGAGAGCAAACGCGGUUCUGACAGAAGCCGCAGAGCUGUUACCCCUAACCACUCCGAGGACGAUCUUGACCUCUCCCCACCGGCUGCAGGCAUCUCAUCCCUGGACUUCGACCCCAUGUCUUUUCAGUGCAGCCAGACUCCUGCAAUGCAACACGGCAGAGAUGGGAACAGGUGGAGGAAAGGUGUGGGGUGUUCCGGUGAAUCGGAGCCUGCAUCUUCUCAGAACAACUUUGGCUGCACGCAUUCUCCAGAUGUCAGCCCAGCAUUGUGCAAAAGUGGGAAAAAAGUUAGCUUGAAGCAUCUCUCCCCCAAAGUGAGGAAGAAAUCAUUAAAAUUGUUGGCAGAUGUUCAGACUCCCGUGCCAUCUUCCUCUCCCAACGAGGGCAAGUGGGAGGCUGCAGUGGCAGAUGGAAAGGAGCCAAGAGCCACGUUUCAGCACAGCAGCCCUAUCAACACAGCAAGUCAGGCAUCAGCUGCAACUGACCUCAGUCAGACUGCACAGAACCUCCCUGAUCCAGGAACAGAUAGACUUAUGAGUUCAGUCUCUGUUCUUCCUCCUCACCCCCCCUCGAUGAGUGCUGCACGCAAGUUGGCCUUGGCCCUGGCUGAGUCUGCCCAUCAGGCAAGCAACGCAUCCCACAGAAGAAGUCAUGCACAUAACCACAGACUGCAGCGACCCUCUGUUCUCGACCUCAAAGCCCAUCCUCAGGAGUACCGUGGCCCUCGUGGGAGCUCAGGGUCCCAGUGGCAAACAGCUGGGGAGACCCAUCGCUCUCCUAAUCCUGUCCAGUUCUGCUCUUCACACAUUUGCUCAGAACAGUUUCAGGUAGGCGAAAGCCAGGAAAGUGUGUGCAAUUUUACCCCUAAUGUCAGCCCCCUCGGGUCAGGGAGCUUGGAUGAAGGCAGCGCUGAGGGGAAGGAGCAAAGGGAGGAAAGAGAGACAGAGUUCAAACAAGAACAGCACACUUACCAGAGUGUUGGAGUUUCCACACCCUGUCAGCCUUUCUGCUCGGCAAGGAGCCCAACAGCCUCUCCUGUGUAUGCCAACACCGACUCUGUGGAUGCUUUUAAUUUCAGAUCUGUCCUGGCAGAGCCUUUGAUGCCUGCAUCUAUCAAAGAGGUCUUUCCACGCCAAUUGCAGACCUCUUCACCCCAUCACUAUAGCCCAGAGGAGGACAGUCCUCCCGGGUUUAGUGAGGAUGCCUUUAGUAAUCACCAUCAUCAUCCACAGUACCAUCACCGGCCAUUGCAUUUGGGUCAAACACCUGCACCACCCUAUCCUCGACCCAGUGCUCUGCCACCUUACCUCUCUGGACAUAAAGGCCUGUACAGGCAGUCAUCUGAUAGCCACUACAGCUCCUUAGGUCUGAGGCAACCUCUGUCACCCCAGUACAGGCGCUACCGGGGUGAUUUGCGGAAGCAACAUGGUCAAUGGCAGAGCUCAGAGGACAGAGUGGCAAGAAACCCUGCCAUCCGCAGGGCACACUCCUUCCAUGCCCCACAGAUAAGUCAUUAUGAGCUUGCUAACACAGAAAUCCUGCCUGUUGAUGCCAUGUUUUACGUAGAGCAAAAGAGAAGCCCUGAGUUACCCUAUCAAGGACUAAUCCAGGCUGGCCUCAACCCUGUACGGACACAGUUUCAGAACCUACUGCCAGAACACCAAUACCAUGCCGGUUCAAACGCGGAAAAUCCAAGAUCUCAUUACUUUGAUCCCCGUCGGCAAAGUGGUAUCCAUCGUCAACAGACAUUCAGUGUUCACUCCACAAGAGAAGGUGAGCCGUCAGAAUACUACAACUACUCUCCUCGCCAUAUCCCCCCUGUUAAUAGGGAGCUCUACAUAAAAAGCAGAGACACUGUGGUUUAUGAAGCUAGAGAUGCAGAGGUUUUUGAAAGGGUAAUAUAUCAACCAGUUCAACAGGAGACACAUAAGGGGACGUACCACUCUGUGUCUCCCUGUGAGACUCCAGACUCACCAAGGGACAUAAUGCACACGAGGAGUAAGUCAGACCCUGGAAACGGCAACCUUCUCUCUGCCCACAACAUGGAAGGUGAAAAGGCUGUAACUACAUCCCCGACCUCACCCAGAAUGAGUUCCCAGCAAGGAUUCCCUGAGGUCUCCAGUCAACGUCGUAGCCACCGGUCUGGUGCCGAAUUUGGCCCAGUGAGACGGAUUCAUAUUAAAGAGGACUACUCGCAGCAACCACUUCUCCGAAAAGUCCCCUCCCUGCCUGACAGAGGCUGCCCUAACCUGAAAAACAUUGAACUCACUCACAGGUGCCAAGCAAGAGGCUACGGACAGGAUGAGUCAUUGCUGGCUGGUGCUGAAAAUCCCAGCAUCCUGAGAAGACCGAUACGCUCACAGAGCACCAGAGAACAUCGUCACUACUAUCAUUACCAAUCAAAAUCUCCCCUGGAUCCUGGACAGAUGGAACCCUUCCCUGCCCAGUUCAACAGACGGACUCAGAGCACUAAAGUCAAGCCCACACAAUAUGACCACAUGGAGGGGUAUUACGCAGCACCAAGAUCUAAAUCCACAAGAUCUGGAAAAUCUGCCAGAGGAUAUUUACCUGGACAGAGCUGCAUGUCUCCCCGAGGGCAGAGACUGCUGUCCAAUGUUCUGGUUCAUGAAGGUUUUUAUCACCCUGCUCUAAGAUCAGAGGGUGGGGGUUUAUAAGUGAUCUCAGUCCACUGCUUAUUCAUCUACUUCGUUGUUGGGUCCAAAGGACACCUGCACUUUAUCCUCAGCCAGACCAACAGACCAAGUUUUGCUUUACUCUAUGGAGCUGCUAAAUAUGAAAUGAGGCUUAUAGUAUGGACUUUGCUGUUGGAAAACGUUUUAAGGGAAUAAACCUUUUGUUUUAACACUGAAAAUGUGGAAAUAGGUGUAAGAAGCAUGUAUGAAAAAAAAUACUUUUCUAUGUUUCAAUUGCAUAACAAGGGAUAACAAGGUAAAUUUGUGUUUUAAUAUGAUUUUUAAGUUUAGGAAAGUGUAGAUAAUAACUUAUUUUAAAAUGUAUUAUACUGACAGAAGGGGAUAUAUUUACUGGCACCCAUGAUAAAGAUGUGAAAAAAACUUCAAUUGAAUUCAGACUUUAUUGCAGAAGCAUAAAUGAGUGACAUCACAGCAAAAGAAGAGAAGAAGAAGAGAAGGACAUCAAAUAACGAAGCAUGUGCCACCUGUGCAUAGGAUUGAAUUUCUACAAAAUUCCCUUAAUUUACUAACAUUUCGAAACACAUAUUUUUCAAAAAGCAGCAUAUCUGUUGGUUAGGAGACAGGGCAAGAGCAGCUUUAAAGAAAAUCUUCACAGAGUGCUGCCUUAAAGGCACCAUUUUUAUGUUUUUUAUAACAUCCAUUAGAAAGUAUGAAUUCUGGACUGUUUUUGAGAGGCACCCCAGGAAAAAAUUUUUUUGUCAUACUAUCAUAAAUGCAGCCAUGCGGAGAUGUCCUAAUUCUUUCAUGACUAUUACUGAAAAUAUAUCCUUUGGUGAGGUGUGCCUCAGAUCUGGCUUUAACAUCAAACUGGCUAGGUGAGUCUGAAGUAAAUAAAGCAUGAACACAUGAGAAAGAAAAUAAUCUUCCCUGAUGACUAGGAUAGAGGAUCUGUGAGGCUGUAGUCCUGCUUCUGUUUUAAUGGUCAUGUGAACCUCAAAGUGUCGGCCUGCCUUCAAAAUCUAGAGAUGUACUAUGACUCAUUCCAGCUGUGAUGCACAAAGCACACAUUAAUCUCCUUCCAGACUAUUUAGAAGGUUUUAAAUAAAAAAAAAGAGCCUUGAAAUAAAUGUGUGUCAAAAAAAAGGUGAAGCAUCUUUACACAUUUUAUUGUAAAGCUUUUUAACCAUACUUGUCAGGGAUGCCAAUAAAUGUGGCCAGUACCGUAUAGGAGUAACACACAUAUAAUAUGUGGCCAAUGUACUGUAUAUUUUGUUUUCUAUUCUACAGUCUGCUCAGACUUCAACAAGCACUUUUGAGGAUAACUGUGGAUGAAACACAUUGUCUUAACAUGGUGUAGAUGGAGACAUAAAGCUUAUAUUUUUUCUGUAAGAAGCAGCUUGCUCAGAAUCAUUGUUAAAUAGCACUUUUCGGGGGGUAAAAUCUAAAGAUAACCUCAUGCUUUCUAACUCUUCAGGGGUCGCUCACAAGCUCUUCUUGUUAAAUGAUAUCCAAGCCGUGAGUGCUGUAUGGUUUCUGUUAAAGUCGAAGCUACUGUGGCUAAAUAUGCUGGAUUUAAGGCAAAUCAACUCAAGCUCUUAGAUAAUAAAAAGUGUAUUUUAUAUGGCAUUGUGGUUUUGUCAUAAAAUAAAGAAAUACUUCCUCUUUA